AUGUUUCCCAAGGCCACGGUGACCCUCGAAGACCACAUUGCAACUCUUCGAGAUAUUUCUGACGAGAUUCGAUUGCAGGGACGCACUGCGGUAGAGUCUUUGUGGUACGAAUACUGGGAUACCGCCCUGAACUUUUUUGGUUUAUCCCUGGCUCGCCGAUCACAACGCGUUACUAUUUCCCCGCAGAGGGGAAUUUCUCGAGACGCGUUACGACGUGCGGUGGAACUACCUGCUGACUAUGCAGAAUGGAGCACAGAAGUCCAGCUUGGUGAUCUCGAAAUUCUGACGGAAGACCUUUCCAUCCAGGAUGACGAGGAGACACGCAAACCCGCCCUUUUGGAACACUUUGUUGUCCUCGUCACGAAGGGCCGAUCACCUCAAUCUAUCCUGCUGAUCGUCGAGGUGAAAGCAUUCGAUACGGCGGCCAAUAUAUCGGACCUGGAACUUGCAAAGGACGAAGUGGAGGAUGCACGCGAACAAAUUAUUACCCAAGCAAAGUUUGCGUUCGACGCCUUCCGGGAACAAGAUCGUUUGUUUAUAAUGCGCGCACCGUGUGACUAUUGGCAAUUGGUAGAGUUUCGGCGCGAAGACCUGGUAACCCUUCCGGUGCAUAAGCUACGGGACAAAGACGUAGAAAGCUACGCACAACCCACUAUGAAAGACAAGCUCUUCUACAACAGUGGAGUCUAUCCUGUGUUGAACGACGACAGGACAGACUACCAUCCACAGUGGAAGGCGAAGAUGAAACGGAUCCUCAAUCGGCUUGGAGUGGAAUAUGACUCCGAGGACUGA
Messenger RNA from Sparassis crispa, 792 nucleotides. RefSeq lists its product as hypothetical. NCBI's taxonomy places the organism in Eukaryota, Fungi, Basidiomycota, Agaricomycetes, Polyporales, Sparassidaceae. The coding region runs from base 1 to 792 and encodes 263 amino acids. The record is from RefSeq and is a predicted model, not a curated record. The transcript is spliced from 3 exons.